AUUCUUCAUGAUUCCAUACGCUCUCUGAUGCUGCAUCGUGCCUGUAUUGCGUAUUGCUUACAGUCGAGUCGGUUCAAUUGUAAAGUCAAGAUGGCUUCUCGUUUGAAGGUCCUCAGAGUGUUCAAAGCACUGCACAGAACAAGAGUGGAGUUGUUCAAAGAAGAUACCAGAGCAUUGACAGCUGCAAGACAAAAGAUAAAUGAGGAAUUCAGGAAAAACAAAAAUGAGACUUCGGAGGAAAACAUCAAUCAGAUGAUUAAAAUGGCCGCUGGUGUGGAAGUGUUUCUUCGUCAAGAUGUCGUACAAGCCGAGCAUGUAGCUGAAGAUAGGAUUCAACUCCGUCCUAGAGAGAGCCUUCUUCUGGAAAACGUACCGUACUGCGAUACACCUAGAAAAAGGUCUUCUUCCAACAAUGCACCAAAACAAAGUUGUAAAGAUGCACCUAUUACACGAUGUGAAUGACCAACAAUAACUGCUGAAGACUUUAUUUCUCACUCCUCUGGAAGAUUUUAAGUGUAAUUACAGACAUCAAUUACAGAGCAUACAGUAUGUCAUUUUAUGGUGUGUGUGUGUGUGUGGGGAGGGGGGGUGUUAAGAGUUUGUCAUACAAAUGUGGUAGCUGUAGAUUUGGCUUUGAAAGGUCAAACGUGAUAUUCAUUGUAAAUAGAAAUUAUUUUAUUUGCUGCUAAUUAUGUUGAUUUCUUGUUGAAUGAAUGACUGUUAAGCCAUAACUGAGUUGUGUUGUAUGACUUUGAGAACAGUACCAGAUUUAGUAUCGUAAUACUCGAUACCAAAAAGAUACCAAGGGAAAAACAGAAGGUGUAUUAGCCAUAGUCACAGAAUGGCACUUGAUCCAGACAAAUCUUUUGAGUUCAGUAUCAUUACAUUUGAAUUGUUACAUUUUUUAUCAACUACACUUAUACAAACAAUGUGACUUUUUUUUAAGCAAUCUAACUACAUAACAAUAAUUUCAGUGGUAAAUCUCUAGUCUUUUGAUAAUCUGGGUAAAUCAAAAUGUAGCCUAGGCCUAUUUACAAUACAGGUGAAUGCAUAUUCAAUAGAAGUGUGUGCAUGCAUUGAGUUAUUGAGCUUGUUUUGGCUGAUUUCAUGGUUUCCCUUCCACGUUUUAUUGUACUGAUCAACAUUGUAUAGAAGAAGAAAUAUCUAAUUUUAUAAAAGUGCGCGCGCUAAAACCAUUUUAGAUAAUUCCAUUGGUCGUUCAGUGAAUUCUCCACUCACCCGGGACACCGUGCCAUGAAAAAGGAACUCGGGUUCGGGGAUCAAGCAAAGAUGAUCUUGACUGGGAGAGACGUGACGAAUCAAGAUUUGGAUGACUAGCAGCUUUGAAGUCAGCUAUAUUUUGUGUUAUGGUUUGCAAACAAGGUGCAAAUUACACCGUGAUAUUUUGACGAACAUUUUUUACGGGCCUGAAAAUGAUUUAUCUUUUGAUGUGGCAUGAAUAGUUUCAGUUACCAAUAUGUAUGCUGGAUAUGCAGACUAAGCUUUUAACCAACAGCGCUAGUUUACAUCAUCAAACGAAUGGACAUUGUUUUGCCGUUUUUGCAUUAUUCAAGCAUGUUAACGUCUGUACACGUCUGUGAUCCUCUCAAUCAGUAGACGACGCCAGUGCCCACAGGUUAUGCUGCUUGCAUAACAAGUGGGGAAACUCAGAAAAUACUUGUAAACUGGAAGAAACGAGUUGUGUGCGUUCACAUGCUUUGAACUCGUUGAUAACGCCGAUUAGUUCAUUGCAAACAAGCAGCAACAACCAUAAAAUAAAAGUACAGAUAUCAUCCUCGUAAACAAAUUAA
Messenger RNA from Salvelinus fontinalis (brook trout), 1811 nucleotides. It is a transcript of the gene lyrm7, whose product is annotated as LYR motif containing 7. The transcript is spliced from 5 exons. The record is from RefSeq and is a predicted model, not a curated record. Gene Ontology annotation, biological process: mitochondrial respiratory chain complex III assembly. The coding region runs from base 28 to 462 and encodes 144 amino acids. NCBI's taxonomy places the organism in Eukaryota, Metazoa, Chordata, Actinopteri, Salmoniformes, Salmonidae.